AGAUUGUUUAUACGAACAGCUGAAAGUAAAAAACAAACACACUAUUGUGUGCUGGAGUCAAAUUUUGGCAAAAAAACUUUGGAUUUGUGCAAAAUUGUUUAAAAUUAUUAUCUGUGUUGUGAAAUACAAUUUAAAAAAAUGUCUGGGAAGACGGUCAUGUACACUCAACUUCAACCGUGGAGUGCGGCCGGUGCGCAGCCAUGCAUGGAACCAUUGAACGGCCCGUUGGUCGGGCAGAAGACCGCGUCAUUUUAUGAUACACCGAGGCCUCACCCAUGGAGGCCGACGCUCGGUUAUGAGACUGUAGAAUUAAAUCCAUUAGGUGCGAACACAAUUACAAAUCAGGUCAUGGAUCCCUGUUUCACCCCCAAAGGCAUGGCGACCGAACCACUCAGGUUUCCCAACCUUGUGACGGGGUUCGACAGAAAUCCAUCCCAUGCAGCUAGAGCUGCCCUUUAUACCAGGUACACUCCGUACGAGUGGUCUCAAGCCUCUAUUUCCAACUAUAAUGAGGCAGAUACUAACAGGAAUUUCUCAGAAAGGCUUAGAUCUGAUGCGAUUCGGAUAAUGAGAAUGACUGAUGAGAAAACUACAGCGGCGCAAAGAGACACAGGACGAAGGUUGGGAGAGCGCCUCACAGACACCGUCUUCUGGCGGAAUGAAGUGGCCAACGAACUUGAGAAGGUUGUUACAGAAUCGAACCUUCUUCAGGACACAAAGCGGUCGGUUGAGAAAGCGCUGCAAGACUGCGAACCGCCUCUGCACAUUGCCCAAGAGUGUCUGUACCACAGGGAACACCGCCAGGGGAUUGACCUCGUACAUGAUCAGCCCGAGCAGUACUUAUUGAAAGAAAUAGAAAAUCUUCAUUCCUGCCGGGAAAAGCUUUUAGAAAUGAAGAAAAAAAUUGAUGAACAGCUACGAUCUAAUAGAGCAUCUCAACAUGAACUCGAGACGGAUGUUAGAUCGAAGGAAUCUGCCCUGGCCAUUGAUAAUGUAUGCCACCAGUUAAAUAAUUUUUCAAGAGGGAUAAACUACUAUGGUGGGAUUGAUAAAUAUGAUAACACGCUUACGACACCUGAGACUUGGUCGGAGAAUUCUAACCGGAUAGCGCUGAGAUCAAAAAAUGAACGCUCGAUCUCCACCCAGUUGAGGUCUGAUGCUGCAAAUCUUAUUAACGCCUGUGCUAACGAGAUUUGGAAUUGCUGGAACGAUACGAAUGCAGCUUUGGCACGUAGGUCAAACGAAGUACUCGAAGUGAAAAACCGGCUUCAACUCCAUCUGCAUAAAGUCCAGCAAGAGAUAUUCGACAUUGAAAAAAGUUUAGAGCUCUUAAGAAAAGCAAUAAUGGAUAAGACAAAUCCAAUGAAAGUCGCACAUACAAGAUUAGAAGCACGAGCUCACCGUAAAGAUAUCGAACUGUGCAAAGAUUUUGCACAAAAUCGGCUCAUACAAGAGGUGCAAGAGAUCGGCGAUACGAUCGAAGUUCUCCACCGAAAGCUGCAAGAGGCAGAGGCCCAACAUCAGCAACUUUUGAUGACCCGGUCGACGCUCGAGGCCGACCUCCACACCAAAGUCAACAGCAUCUUCAUCGACAGGGAGAAAUGUCUUGGGAUGAGAAGAUCCUUUCCGAUCACUGCAGCGGUGUCUUACUAGCCAUUGUGUUCUGUUUUCUAAGAAUAAAUGUAUUAUAGGAGAAA
Cimex lectularius (bed bug) is the source of this 1697-nucleotide messenger RNA. Its product is annotated as tektin-3-like. Bases 139 to 1653 code for a protein of 504 amino acids. The record is from RefSeq and is a predicted model, not a curated record. Gene Ontology annotation, biological process: cilium movement involved in cell motility; cilium assembly. Gene Ontology annotation, cellular component: microtubule cytoskeleton; nucleus. NCBI's taxonomy places the organism in Eukaryota, Metazoa, Arthropoda, Insecta, Hemiptera, Cimicidae. The transcript has 9 exons.